Molecule: messenger RNA, 1575 nt
Organism: Drosophila albomicans
Lineage: Eukaryota; Metazoa; Arthropoda; Insecta; Diptera; Drosophilidae
Gene: ND-49
Product: NADH-ubiquinone oxidoreductase 49 kDa subunit
Exons: 6
Coding region: 90-1496 (468 amino acids)
Biological process (GO): mitochondrial electron transport, NADH to ubiquinone
Molecular function (GO): NADH dehydrogenase (ubiquinone) activity; quinone binding; NAD binding
Source: RefSeq, a predicted model, not a curated record
CAUUCGUCUCAUCAGCUGUUAGAACAUUGGGUUUUUCUUUUAUAGCAUUGUUUGAGUGAAGGGUCAACUAACUGUUUUAAACUUAAAAAAUGCUUAGCAAUAUUGUAAAGCGGUCAGCGAGUGUCGGAAUUCACUUGUUGAAAGGUCAAUCGCAGAUUACAGCGGCUGGUGGCAGUGUGCUUAGUACGAAUCAAUACAGAGGAGCAGCUAAAUGGUAUCCAGAUCCUGAAUUUAUGAAACAAUUUAGCGGUCCAGUGAUGUAUCCAGAUGAAGUUACCGCACUGUGGCAAGUGCCCCCAUGGAACAGCAAAGUUGUACCCGUUGAGAAAUCGGUUCGCAAUUUGACCUUAAAUUUUGGCCCCCAGCAUCCGGCAGCUCACGGUGUUCUACGUCUUGUGCUUGAGCUUGAUGGCGAGACGGUGAUGCGAGCAGAUCCCCAUAUUGGUCUCCUGCAUCGUGGCACCGAGAAGUUAAUCGAGUACAAGACCUAUACACAAGCACUGCCAUACUUUGAUCGUUUGGAUUACGUGUCGAUGAUGUGCAAUGAACAAUGCUACUCACUGGCCGUUGAGAAGCUACUCAACAUCGAAGUUCCUCUGCGUGCCAAAUACAUUCGAACACUGUUUGCUGAAUUAACUCGCAUUCUCAAUCAUAUCAUGGCCGUAGGCACUCAUGCCUUAGACGUUGGUGCGCUGACUCCGUUUUUCUGGCUUUUUGAAGAACGUGAGAAAAUGAUGGAAUUCUAUGAACGUGUUUCAGGCGCCCGCAUGCAUGCCGCUUAUAUUCGACCAGGCGGAGUCUCAUUAGAUAUGCCAUUGGGUUUAAUGGAUGAUAUUUAUGAAUUUGCAUCUAAGUUCUCUGAACGUUUAGAUGAGGUUGAGGAUGUGCUCAGUACGAACCGUAUAUGGGUACAACGAACUGAAGAUAUUGGUAUUGUGUCAGCUGAGGAAGCUCUCAACUAUGGCUUCAGUGGCGUUAUGCUGAGAGGUUCGGGCAUCAAAUGGGAUUUGAGAAAGCAACAACCAUAUGAUGCUUACCACUUGGUUGACUUUGAUAUACCAAUCGGUACAAAAGGCGAUUGCUAUGAUCGAUAUCUAUGUCGCAUUGAAGAGAUGCGCCAAUCACUGCGCAUUAUCGAUCAGUGCUUAAAUCAAAUGCCACCCGGUGAAAUUAAGACGGAUGAUGCUAAAGUUACGCCGCCCUCGCGCUCUGAAAUGAAGACAUCGAUGGAAGCCCUCAUCCACCAUUUUAAAUUAUUUACCCAGGGUUAUCAAGUACCGCCUGGUGCGACUUAUGCAGCCAUUGAAGCUCCAAAGGGUGAGUUCGGCGUUUAUUUGGUAGCCGAUGGCUCAAGCCGCCCAUAUCGCUGCAAGAUUAAAGCCCCCGGAUUUGCUCAUUUGGCUGCACUUGAAAAAAUUGGAAAGCAACAUAUGUUGGCCGAUGUUGUUGCAAUUAUUGGCACUCUUGAUGUUGUUUUUGGCGAAAUUGAUCGAUGAACUUUUGAUUCAAUACGAUUUUUGGUUAUACAAUGAAUUGUAAACAAUACAAAUAAAUAAAUCUUAGUCAAAUCAUUAA